This is a messenger RNA of Schistosoma guineensis, 8181 nucleotides long. NCBI's taxonomy places the organism in Eukaryota, Metazoa, Platyhelminthes, Trematoda, Strigeidida, Schistosomatidae. The record is from the annotation of a GenBank genome assembly.
AUGAUUUAUGAACUGAUAACUCCGGCUGAUAUUACGCUUAAAUGCCCACUACUUGUCAUGAGUGGAUCUGUAUUCACCUGUCAACUGAAUUGCAAUAAAGGAAGUCAUAUACAAGGGGCUGUGUCGUUUGCGAACGAUUGGCAAGAUGCAAUCUCAUUACCAGAGCCAAAUUAUGAUUGGAUAGGACUGCCUCCAAAACGUAUGAAAGAUACAAUGAUAAAUUAUAACACAAACAAGUUAAUCAUCACUGGUUCACAAGCUCGCUAUGAUGGAACAAUCAGUACAAUUCAAAUACAUGCACUUCUAUUAACUGAUGUCACCUUUUAUCUUUUACGCGUUCAAUGCACUGGUGGUAUGUACAAUUUUGAAACCAAUAGCUGUUCAUCGACCAACAAUCGUAGCGUAACGUGUACGGCAGAUCAAGUGUUUUCUGGUUUGGUCCGGGAUUGCGUUAAUAUAUCAUCAUCCUACUGCGGUAAUCUACGGCAACUGAAAUUAGAUAAACCUAUAAUUGUUGAAAAUUAUGAUUAUCAAGUGAUAGAAAUUUAUACUGUCAAAUUAACAGUUUUAGGUUGGCAGAGUAUUAAGUUGCCUUCAGUAUGGACUAUUCAGUCAGGUGAUCGAAUAGGAUUCACUAGUAUCUUAGCAGGAAGUAUUGGAUGUGCUCCUUCCUCAUCAUAUGAAGCUGAUGAUUUAGAAACCUUGACAACGUUUUCUGGAACUAAUGGAAGUUCUGUAUUAAGGAGUAGUCUAAAGCGUUUGACUUCUAUACGACAUCAGAUUGGGGCUUGGAUCAGGCCAACUCAUGAUGCAUUAUUGACUGGAUAUAUAAAUACGACAGGGUAUCAAGACGUCUCACUUCAGCUGUACAGUUACUGGGGCAAGAACUAUACAUCACCGGCUCUCAUUAAGACCACUAUUAUGAUAGAUGAAAUUAUAAAUGAAACUCAGCUAAUAUUAAACUCAUGUGCUGCGGAAAUACAAUGUUCAUUAGAACUUAAAAGUCAUACAGGCAUUAAUGUCACUUAUGUAUGGGAUUUUGGUGAUGGCACAGUACAGAAAACAACAUCAGUUAAAAUGGUGCAAAAAACCUACAGUACUGCUGGUAAUUAUAAUUUGACCGUCAAUAUAAGCAACAGUAUCCAGUACAAAAUAAUUGUACAAAAUGUGAGUGUGAUAGACAAAUUUGAGUUUAAUGAAAUACAAGGAAAUCAGUUUACUGAAUUGAAUGGACUAACCACUCUAAAAUUAAAUCUAUCUGGAAACAGUUUUAUAUGUUCCUGGUAUCUGAACGGUGUUUUGUCUAAAAAUGACAGUAUGACACAAUUUGAUUACAUGCAUAUUCAAAGUGGUGUGGUAGUCUGGAAUGUGACUUGUCGAACUCCUGUGGAAACUAUUAGUAGAAAACUGGAACAAUUUGUAAUAGAGCGUUUCACAGGACUUUCACUCGUAACCAAGAGUUUACAAGUGGCAAAACCAGCUCAGAUUGUUUUUACUUUCAUAACUGGGAAUAAUUUAACAUCUCAGUUGACUUUCUUUAAUCAAAUUUUAAAUAUACGCAUUGAUUAUGUACAAAAAACUAUCACAUCUGAACUGGUGAGUGAGUCACAGAUAGCGUCUGUAAACUACAGCUUAUGGACAACCAAUCCAAUUAGUUCAAAUUUAACUACUGGUCAGAUACUGUUUGAUGUACCAGUACUUGGGAUGAACAUACAAGUUGAGCCAAAUUACGCUGGCCCUUCUCAAAACAUGAUUUUUCGUGUUUCGUUUCAAGAAGGCACAUCAAUCAUUUUGACUGUUAAUUAUGGGGACGGUGAAGUAAUCCAGCAAUCCGCUAUGCAGUUGCAAACAUGGCCAAAGGAUUAUCAGUUGACCAAAAAGUAUUUAAACGCCGGUGAGUACACUGUGACGUUUUCAGCAUCCUCAGGGGGUAAUACAGAGAACAGGACAGUCACGGUUUAUGUAGUUGAUAAGAUUGGGGUUUACGCGGCUCAAGCCAUUACUGAAUCUGUAGCUGUUUACGAUCCCGCAACUUUGAAGAUAACAAGGCAAUCUGGAAAUCCUGCAGUGUUAACUAAAAUAAGCUUAGACUGGGGCGAUAACAGUCAGUUCACCCUAGACGAUUUCCGCGAAGGUACUGUUUACAGUCAUAUUUACAAAAGUGAGGGGGAUUUCGGAGUUACCGCUUUACUUACAAAUCCAGUUGACCAAAAGGUUUUUGUUACCACACUUAAAGUUAGAGCAAGAAUUGAAGAUUUUGGUUGUCAAGUUGCACCAAAUCCAGUUGAGACAGGAAAACUGUUAGUGAUUUCAGUGGUUUAUAAAAGUGCACAAGAUGUCAUCAUCAAUGCUUUGUUAAAUAACCGAACAGAUUCCAAACAAAUCAAUGUACCAGGAUCUAUCACAUUUACUUUAACAUACACUGGAAUAGCUGCCAAUUUUCCAACACUAGCUAAAUAUAAAGUGGUAUGGGGAGAUGGAAGUGCACUCUCAGAAGGAAUGUUAACAUUGGCAAAUCAACCACAAAAAAUCAGUCACGUUUUAGCUGAUUUAAAUUACUUUCAAGCUUCUGUCACCUUGGACAAUGUUAUAAGUACCAUGACGAAAAAUACUCAGGUUGCCGCUUUUGGUUUAUUCCAACAAAUUGAUUUGAUAAUAACAGUUGCAUCUACUGGUGAUCCUGGUUAUGGAGCAGAUGGAAACUUUUAUCCACUAGGAGUUCAAUUAAAAUUCCAAGUGCUUGCAAAUGGAAAGCCAAAUAAUGUGGCUAAUAUCACUUAUUCAAUUAUAAAUAAAACUAAUAAUCUCAUACUGGACUCAGGAACUGUUUGGAAUAAUUACUUUUUCUACACAUUUACUAAGUUUGGAGAAUAUAAUAUUGUAGUACUGGCUUCAAAUCCAGUGAGCGCGAAAUCAACUUCAAAAGAAAUUUCAAUUAGGACUUCCAUACGUGGAUUAAAAGCUUAUCUUGUCAGUAAUGGUAUGUUGGAACCAAAUCAACAAGGUAUAAUACGUAUUUCAUUUGAAGCCUAUCCAAACGAUGCGUGUUUGUGCGUAGAAAAAUCAGAUGGAGUUGGUCCAGUUUAUUAUCCGAAAUUAACAGAUCCAACAUCUUUCUGUUCAUUAUGUCCCAGUUACUUACGUUUGCAAGAUGCACCAGUCAAUCUGACAUUCUCAUUAAGUGUUCAAUAUGGUUCAAGCGGACCUCAGUAUGUGUCUAUCCAGGCUAUUAGUGCGUCGGAAAUAGUCGAUACUAAAUUAUAUAUCCCUGUUACAUUUUCAACGUGUCCUCCACCUAAAAUAUCUAUGUCGAAUGCAUCAUCACAAUUAACAACUUAUCCAAUUAAAGCAAUUACCUCCGAAAUUAUAAAUAUUGAAGCAAUACUUACCGUACCAGAUUGUUUGUUAUCAGUACCAAAUGAGAAAUUAUGGACUUUAUACUCCAUUGAUUUAGAUACUACACAAACAUUAGGACCAAUCUCAUUAUCUCAAGAACUUAGUUCCAAAACACUAAGACUUGGUUUACCUGCUAAUUUUCUUUCACCCGGGCCAUACAAAGCUACGUGUACAGCGUAUUUUACUCCACCUCAAGGAGUACCAUAUAUUGUCUCAGAAAGCGCAUAUAUAAUAGUUGUCCCACCACCAUUAUUAGUUCAGUUCGAUGUGGGUAAUCCGAUCAGUAAGACAAUCGAUUUAUCUAUUAAUGAGAUAUGCUUAAAACCUGAGGUUUAUUCGCUUGAUCCUGCCAUGAAUAAUGUAAACGUUCCACAGGGUAUCGGAUCUUGGAUAUGGUAUUGCAGGCAAGUCGAUGAACAAUUGUCAGGAAAGUUGAUUUUGCCCAAACCUCCGGGUUAUCAAUACAAUGCAUACUAUACUGGUUGCUUUGGUGACGGUCCAGGAGUAAUUGAUACAAAUAAUGGUACUCUGUGCUUUACAACGGAAAACUUUAGAAUAAAUAAAACAUAUGAAGUUACAGUCAUCGGCAGUAAACCACCCAAACGGAUUGGAAAAGCUACAAUGCAACUGUUGACUACAAAUGAAGUAGCCCCAAUCUUUACAAUAAGAUGCAGCAUACCUUAUCUGUGCUACAAUCUAGGAUUUGACUCAUCAAAUUUAACCAGUUGGUUCAUUCCUGAAUCAGAUGAUCUUUAUGUAACAGUUUUCAUAGAGUUUGGAACCCUAAGCCCUGAUAUGAGAUUUAAAUGGAAUAUUAGAGAAAUGCAUUUAGACGGCACACUUUUACCAUUCGAUCAAGUUCAACAAGAUACAUACACAGAAGGGACAUUUACAUCAUCAUGGCGAAUAAGAAAAGGGUAUUUUAUCAAUAAGUCAAAUGAUGUCAAAGGAUGUAUUGUAUGUGCUACCUUAACUAAAAAUACUGACAUAGGAACAUCUUGUUUACGAUUCAAAUAUUUGCCAAGACCCACACCGGGUAUAUGUACAUAUACUUUAAACGAUACAAAUAUGUGUGUAAACUGCGUAAACUUCACUAGUAUUGUUAGUCCACUGACAUAUACAUUCUUUCUUACGAAUUCAUCCAUCAAAAUUGCUCUUGCAAGUGAAAAUCUUCCUAAAACUUGUUUCGUUGUACCUUAUAUGUACAGUCCACUAGAUGCUUGUGUCUAUGUUUCUGAUAAAUUUGGGGGUUCAAUAGAAGUAUGCUAUGCGAAUAUAUUCGUCCAAGCGAAAUCACUGGAUCUUAUGCGUGCCGCAAUACAAUCACUUGUAGAAGACAAGAAAGCCGAAUUAAACAGAUUGGUUGUUACUGGGCAGUUGACAGAAAGUGCUGAUCUAGUUACCAGUUAUGCAUCUGCUGUACAAAUGUUCUCUAUUCUUGAAACUCGGAACUCCGCUGGUGCAAAUAAUACCCCAGAUGCAAUUUUAAAUCGUGAUUUACGUUCUAAGGUUAUUCAAAUGCUGGUAAAAACUGUAAACAAUUUUAUACCGACUGAUUCAAAUUCAUUCAUCUUAGCAAUGUCAUGCACUGAGAAUAUACUUAGCAAUACCUUGGACGUGGAUAGAAGUUCUCAGUCAAAAUUAAACACAUACCUUACUAAAGUAACUGAAUCUCUAGAAGCAAUUGUUUGUGAUAAUACAGACCAGUUGUUAACAAUGACCUCAACUAUAUUUCAGUCAGCGCUUCUUUUAGCUGAUGCUGGAAAUAGUCAGAUUAAUAACCCAAUCUCUUUAGAUAUACCAACAGAUCCAGCUCUACUCGAUUACAAUGUCGAUCUCGAGAAGGCAGGUCUACAGACAUCAGGUUUGGAUCCUAUGAGUGAUUUAAUGUUGCAAAACAGUGCAGAUCAACAAUCAUUACUGGUUGGCCAGACAUUAGAUAUGAUCCGUAAUCUGAUGACCACAUCACAAAAAGUCACACAAGGUUUGUUAAUUGAAGGUGCACCGCCAAUAACAUUUCAGAGGUCAAACGCUGUGAUUAGUCUUUCUAGGAUUCUGCCGAAUAAUUUGUCAAAUAGAAUUGCUGUAUUGGAUGGAAGUCAAAAUGAUGUUUUUGUAAACAAUUUAUGCAGAAACCUUCAAGCUUUAAAUGAAAGUUGUUCAGAACCAUAUAGCCUUCAAACAUUCAUAUCAAAAACAAACCUGUUCUCAUUUCGUACUGGUUCAUCUAUACCAAUCCCAUUUCAUACUGAGACUAUUUCAAUGAUUUUAUACAAUAACAAACCAGUUAUCAUUAAAGAUGUCAAAGAAAUAGUUGAAGGAAUUGUUCGCAGGGUAUCAAAUUUUAAACAACCAACCUUUACAAGUAUGGAUCCAGGGACAAAUCGACCUCAACUACCAGCUGCACGAAUAGCUGUGGAUAAAACAGAAAUUUAUCAAGCUCUUUUGAUGAGUCAUCAGGUAGUACCAGAUGAUGUAGCUGUAUUUUUCCAGUUGUACCCUGAAAAUAUUUCUGAAUGUCCACAAUAUUUACUGUUUCUAAGACUGAUUGAUCCCCCAGUAAUUUCCUUAUCAGCUGGAGGAUAUGAUAUGUGGACAACGUUACCUGAGGAUACUUCACAAUGUGUUAAUAUGACCACAAACCCAAAUGAUCCAAAUUACAGAUAUACAUUUAUGUUGGAUAACCGUCAACUAAUGGAGCUUAGAUCAACACAGAAAUAUAGUGAAAGAUUUGAAAUUCUACAAAAGUCUGUAGCUCAAACAGUUUACAUUGGUUUUCGUCAAUUGAAUCAGUAUGAGAUUAAUACGUAUAAAAAUACAAGUCCCCCAUUAAUUCCUUAUCAAUACAGGGACCAAAUAAACAACACAGCACUUUCACGUUGGUUUUUAACAUCUUGUGUAUCUGGUCAAGUGGAUUCUUCGAAAAAAUGGUCCACAAGCAAAUGCCGAGUUGGUCCUAAGACUACCGUUCAACAGACUCAAUGUAUAUGUGAUGAAUUUUCCACAUUCACAUCUGGAUGGUUUGAACUACCCAACAGUAUCGAUUUCAAUUAUGUAUUUGCUAAUAUAGAUUUUAACAAAAAUCCUACACUGUAUGCUACAGAGAUUUCCCUUUGUAUCAUAUUUUUAUUAAUACUUAUCUGGGCACGUAGAGAAGAUAUUAAGGAUAUAGAAAAGCUUACUGUCACACAGUUGUCUGAGAAUAAUCCAGAUUGUGAGUAUUUUUAUGAAAUCAUUGUGAGUACUGGACAUCGUAGAUGUGGGGGCACUGAUUCUAAAGUCUGUUUUAUUCUUUCUGGACAAUAUGGUGAGACAGGCUGUUACGUUCUACAAGAUCCCAAUCGAAAAGUAUUGUGUCGUGGUGCCACGGAUCGAUUUUUACUCGCUUGUCCAAAACCGCUGGGGCCGUUAAUUUACAUACGUUUAUGGCAUGAUAAUUCUGGUGUAGGUGAUAAAGCAUCGUGGUAUUGCAAUUAUGUUGGAGUGGUUGAUUUACAAACUAGAGAAAAGUCACAUUUUAUUGUUGAAAGUUGGUUUGCAGUUGAAGAAGGUGAUGGUCAGGUGGAUCGUAUUAUUCCUGUAACAAGUCAAGAAGAAAUGUUAACAUUUAUACACAUGUUCAGCACAACAGCAUCUCGAAAUAUGACUGACGAUCAUUUAUGGAUAUCAGUUGUAGCUCGUCCAAUAUUCAGUCGAUUUACAAGAGUGGAAAGAGUUGCCUGUUGUUUACUUUUACUUUAUCUAUCUAUGCUUGGUUCAUGCAUGUUUUACAAAGGUGAAGGAUCUGUCAAACAGCCAAAUUUAAUUAGUCUUGGACCAUUUGGAUUCACUCCCACAGAGUUUUAUGUAGCUAUUGUCAACAAUCUGCUUACAUUCAUUCCAUUGUUUUUAAUCAUUUAUAUAUUUCGUAAUUCACGUUUACGGGUUAGUCAUGCAACGAAAUUACGCCAUGCUAUUGAAGAACAUUUAGAUGAAAAACUAUAUAUUGGAAAAGCUUCAUUUAUUUAUAGUACUCAGUCAGCAAUACAAGAUACAAGCAAAAAUGAUGACCGUGAGGCUCUGGCUGAAAAUGCUGACGAUACUGAAGGUAAAGAAAAAGGACGAACUUUGUUUUGUGGAUGGCAAAUGCGUAUUUUCGCUUGGUUACUUCUUAUCAUAUGUUUGGGUAUAGCUGUCACUUUUACAACAUUCUAUGGUGUGAUGUUUGGUGAAGCUACAUGUAAAAAAUGGCUGUCAUCAUUGUUUCUAUCAUUCUUUAUAAGUGUACUUCUAGCUCAACCAAUAAAGGUACUACUGCUAGCCGUGUUCUUUUCAUUCAUUUGUAAAUCAACUGAUCGAGUAGAUCAAAUAGAAAUUUUUGAAGAAGAAGAUCGAAUAAUCCAAACAUUAGGAAAGCGGUAUCAACUUCGAAUGGAUAGAGAAUACUUAAAUAAUAACUACCUAUCUGAUGAUUUUCGUCCACAACGUUUGGUAAUCCUACCGCCGGAUCCAUCAGACUUGGCACGUGCUCGAGCUUAUCGACUAAAACAAAGAAGAGCCAAUGAUAUCAUUCGUGAAGUUAUACUUUACGUUUUCUUUCUCACAUUGCUACUAAUUGUCAGCUUAGAUUUCCGUGAUGCUAAUGGAUUUCUCUUGAAAUCUAGUCUACAAAAUUUGUUUUUUCCAAGUUCAUUUCAAAGUGAUCACACUGGUACUUUCCAUAUGUUGAUAUCCUCUCACAAAUUAGAAGAAAGUCAUAAUAGUAGCAAAAAAGAAACUAUAUUUAGUUGUAAACAGUUGCUGUAA